Messenger RNA from Thyridium curvatum, 1590 nucleotides. RefSeq lists its product as uncharacterized. The transcript is spliced from 2 exons. Lineage: Eukaryota; Fungi; Ascomycota; Sordariomycetes; Thyridiales; Thyridiaceae. The record is from RefSeq and is a predicted model, not a curated record. Gene Ontology annotation, molecular function: protein binding. Bases 1 to 1590 code for a protein of 529 amino acids.
AUGGCUGACGAGCCGACCCUCCCCACACUUCCCCCAUUCGCAUGGGACGCGUCGACGCAGAGCUUCCAAUCCUCCAAGAAGCGAAGCCGCAAGAACAAGGCACCGCCUCUGUUCUCCCAGUCCAGCGAUCCCGCCGUCUUCUCGAGCGAUGACGACCCGGCAAUCGACAACUAUGUCCAGGGCCGCAGGAAGAAGCGCUACGUCGGCCCUUGGUACGCGCAACACCCCGCCUCGGGCGACUCCUCCUUUGAAGAUGAUCCACAGCUGGUGCACCGCCCGGCGCCGAAGCCGAGGAGGAUGCUGGAGAGACAGCUCGAUAGCGGUGUCUGGAUGGGCAGCGACGGUACCGACAUGGAUGAGAGCGGCGUCGAGGACCUGCCGCUCCCUACCACCCGGCCUAACAUCCCGCAGCUGCAGCCCAGGGCUCAGCGGACGUUUGGGCGGGUCGCUAGCUUGCGCGUGAGCGCGGCAGAAGCUUUGGCACGCAAUAGGAUCAGAGAGUGCGUCGAGGAGGGGGAUGAGAAGGUCGAUUUGUCUGCGAUUGGACUAAAGACGCUCUCCAACCCAACAAUCGAGCCGCUGUCAGAGUUUGCCUGCAUUCCGCUUGUCACAAAGGGCGUUGCAUUCGAGCAGAGCACUCCAUCUCUAAAGCUCUUCCUUGGGAGCAAUGCACUCACACGGCUACCCCGUGCCAUCUUUCAACUUGAGCAUUUGACCGUGCUCAGUCUGCGAGGUAAUGGACUCCGGGAGGUCCCGACAGGUAUCGGCCAACUGCCCAAUCUCAAGGUCCUGAAUUUGUCUCAGAACGCCUUGAACCAUCUAUCCUAUGAGCUCGCCGAGCUCUUGAUGAACAGCAAGAACAUAUCGGAGCUCUACCUACACCCAAACCCUUUCUGGCAGCCUGAGAGCCUAUCUACAAUAGCAGAGUCCGCCAUCGGCGAAUCAGGGGAGCGCGAAAUGCUGCAACGAUUUGAAGGCCAUCGGUUCUGCGGAGGUCUGGCCGCCCGGUCGCCCGUUCAGCUGUCGUAUAGCAAUGGAGUCGUGCACUCCGGCUUCCGUCUCGAGCCUCUCUCUCCAGACUCCAGGCUCGUGCCGACAGAACAAGGUCUGUACGGCGACUUGGAAGGCGAUACCCAGCCAAGUGCAUCGACGCAACUCAAGGAUACGUCCUCAUCGAGGGUCCCAACUCUGUUCGAGCUGGCUCUGCGCACCUGCUACCAAACAUCUCAGCUAGAGCAACUGCCGGAUAUGCUUCCGAUGGACUCUCCUCCCCACCUGCGGGAGCUACUUCUCGAGGCGAUGUCGCAGCGUGAGAUGGGCGGUCUCGCGUGCACGGUGUGUAGGCGGCCGAUGGUCGUACCCAGGACAGCCUGGAUAGAGUGGUGGCAUUUGUGCCAUUCUUCUUCGCUCCCGAGUGAUGCUGGAGGCGUCUCGGUAACGCCGCUUAGCCACGAUGCGGACGAGCGGUUGGUGCCAUUCCUAAGGAGGGGCUGCUCCUGGAAGUGCAUACCUGGCGAGUGUGUCAAGGGAGCACUCGUCAAGUCUGCAGAAGUAGCGGAUGAUGUAAAGGAUGCAGUUCACCUUUCGUAG